UUCACCUUGUCCAAAAGGGACGUUCACAGCAGGUUGGAAUAACUGCUCAGGUUGCUUCCAAUGUGACAACUGCGCAUAUGGGAUAGAGGACGAUUGUUCUGCUGACCGGAAUACAAGAUGCAAGGAGGCAACCGUCAUGCCCGAUACAUUACGAGUUACAACUAUAUCAUCUUCACCUCAUGAGGGACCAUCAUCGUCCUUACCAACAUCAUCAGAAGUUCUAGACUUGAUAACCUCCACUCCUUGCCAAAUUUUUCAUCCUAUACCCACAGGCCUCACAAGUACAGAAACAGGGAGUGACCGUGGAAUUCAAAUUGAUGUGGUCUUUUGUAUCUGUAUUAUUCUGGCUGUUGUUGUAAUACUGCUUUUACCUGCCAAUGUCUUGUUUCUCAGGAGCCGGAUGAGAAAACGGAAAGCUCCUCCACCAAGACUUGAAGACAAUGUAGAAAAUGAUUAUGCAAAUAAGGAGAUACUCCUGGUGAAGAUAGAGGAUAUACACAACCCUCAGAAUGCAGCAUGACGUCUUCAAACAUCUUCUUCAGAUCAGCUCUUCUAAAACCUCAUCGUCCUGAAAAUCAUGUGCGUCUACUAGAGAAAGGCUGUGGUCUAGGUACAUUUGUAGAGAACUGUUGCUUUCGAACUACCUUGGAUAUAUAGAGUUGGACUUCU
Strongylocentrotus purpuratus (purple sea urchin) is the source of this 669-nucleotide messenger RNA. RefSeq lists its product as uncharacterized. Bases 137 to 520 code for a protein of 127 amino acids. The record is from RefSeq and is a predicted model, not a curated record. NCBI's taxonomy places the organism in Eukaryota, Metazoa, Echinodermata, Echinoidea, Camarodonta, Strongylocentrotidae. The transcript is spliced from 5 exons.